Molecule: messenger RNA, 261 nt
Organism: Meloidogyne enterolobii
Lineage: Eukaryota; Metazoa; Nematoda; Chromadorea; Rhabditida; Meloidogynidae
Source: the annotation of a GenBank genome assembly
AUGCUUUUUGGUUAUUUAAAUCAAUCAUCAAUUAAUCAGAAAUUAAAUGUUUCUCGUGGCUAUAAGAAAAGAAGGGUAAAGGUUUUAAUUUUGCUUUUUCCGAUAUUUUUCGGCACCUGGGAAGAAAUAAUGGCCCGUGUUACCCAAAACCUUGACCCGAACCCCGAUUUAAGUAAAUUUGAAAGCAAGAUCCGACUUUUUCUCAACCCGGAAAACCCUACUAGGAAAUUCCAUAAUUUUGGUUUGUUACUUAAAAACUAG